Fonsecaea multimorphosa CBS 102226 is the source of this 786-nucleotide messenger RNA. RefSeq lists its product as uncharacterized. NCBI's taxonomy places the organism in Eukaryota, Fungi, Ascomycota, Eurotiomycetes, Chaetothyriales, Herpotrichiellaceae. Bases 1 to 786 code for a protein of 261 amino acids. The transcript is spliced from 3 exons. The record is from RefSeq and is a predicted model, not a curated record. Gene Ontology annotation, molecular function: monooxygenase activity; calcium ion binding.
AUGGCAUCGAAAGCAAACGGCCAUGCCAACGGCGUGGACUUCGCCCUCUGCGUCAAAGGCUGUCCUGUUUCGCAAACCCGCGUCCCCGCAACCGAUUUAUACGAUUACAUCGACCGACCUGGCGUCGCACGUGCGAACCUAGCAGUCACGACGGAAGUCCCUCACGGUUCGAAAGAACAUGCCGCCAAGUACAAAGACUACACUGUCCUCCAGCAGCACGUUCUGUUCUGGGACCGGGACGGAGACGGCUGCAUCUACCCGUGGGACACGUACGUCGGGUUCCGGGAGCUGGGCUUCAACGUCAUCUUCUGUAUCCUGGCGGUUCUCAUCAUCAACCUGAGCUUCUCCUACCCGACGCGGCUUGCUCAUUCGUACCUCCCGGAUCCGUUCUUCAGGGUAUACGUCGACAGUAUACACAAAGCCAAGCAUGGCUCCGACAGCGGCGUCUACGACACCGAAGGACGCUUCAUCCCGCAACUCUUCGAGAACCUGUUCUCGAAAUGGGACAAGGACGGCGACGGCGCCUUGCGAUUGAGCGAACUGGCCAGCAUGAUCAAGGGCCACCGAUGCGCGGCCGAUCCAUACGGGUGGGGCGCGAAUUUCUUCGAAUGGGGCACCACAUGGCUUCUCUUGCAGAAGGACGGGAAGCUCUACAAGGAGGAUCUUCGCCAGUUGUACGACGGGUCGCUAUUCUGGCGCAUCCGGGAUGAGAGGAAGACGGCAAAGGGAUGGGACCGGGGCUUUGGUCUCGGGGGAGACUGGUUCGUUGGCGGCAAGAAGCUCUGA